Molecule: messenger RNA, 1887 nt
Organism: Peniophora sp. CBMAI 1063
Lineage: Eukaryota; Fungi; Basidiomycota; Agaricomycetes; Russulales; Peniophoraceae
Source: the annotation of a GenBank genome assembly
AUGGAGAGCGAGUCGAGCGCAAAUGCGUCCAGUCCAACGCAUAACCAGACGCAGCGUGGACCGAGUGGCGACGUCCCAAAGCUAAACGAUAUCAAGGGUGAUAUACGUGCUCUUGAAGCUACCCUGGAUCUGGUCAAAAACAUCGAUAUGCUAUCCAUCGCAUCUCUGCAGUCGCAUUCAUUCGCCGACGGGAGGAACACGAUCAUGUCCAUUGACACUUCUUUGGACCGCCUGGACGAACUGGAGGCGUCCGCACGAAGGUUGAGGAAUGAGAUUUGCAGCCGUCGCAUGCAGAUUGUUGUCGCUACUCCUGCAGACUCCCUCAACACCCCCAAAUCCGUGCCCAUCCUAAGGCUCCCAUCCGAGAUCCUGUGUCGAAUCAUAGAUAUAGUGGCGUCACUAUACCAGACCUCCCCGUCCGAGCUAGGGUGGAUUAAGACAAGCCACGUGUGCUCUGCAUGGCGCCAGGCAAUCAUCUCUUGCUCUUUCCUCUGGGCCCGGGAAGUUGGCGCCUUCCACAGCCCCCACAGCCUACGCACGAUCUUGAGGCGGGCUAGGGGUGCUCCAUUGACAGUCACCAAUCUACCGCCCCUCCUUUCUGAUUCCCGCGGAUGUCCAGAUCAGCCUCUGAAUGAUGUCUAUCUAGAGCUCCUGCCUCAAGUCCGGUACCUCGACCUAAUACUAACAUCCGGAGAUAUUGUGUCCGUCGUCCGAGCCCUUUCCAAGAGGAGUCUGCCGAUGUUGGAACAAAUUAACUUGGAACUGGCAGACUUGUCUCGCCCUCUUGUACUUGUACAAGAGUUAAGAGAUCUCGUUACCAGCAUCGGGUCCAUCAUGUGCCCAAAUUUGCGAGAUAUGUCAUUCGUCGACUUUGCCUUCAUACCAUUUUCGAGCGAGCAUUUAGUCAAGCUGUCAAUACGCGGAUAUGAUAACGAUGGGCUAGUGCCCAUCCUUGGGCCUCAGUUUCUCGACUUUCUCUUGGCGUCUGCUAGCACUCUCGAGACACUGCACUUAGACUCUUGGUUGCCCAGUGUCUGGGACGAGCCCGAAGAUAGACGGGUGCUGCUGCCCGCUCUUCGGCACAUGGUCAUGAUAUCACCAGUGGCAACCGUGACCUACACGAAAUUCUGUAAAUGGAUAGAAACGCCCGCUCUUGUCUCGCUGAGCCUGGAACAUAUUCCACCAAUGGCCGAACUUAACACGGCUUCGGAGGUGCUUGAAAUUCUAGAGUUGAUACUCUCGGCAGGAAGCGGGGGUCCUUGUGUUGCGUCCUCGCGUUCACUUGCGAUCACCUUGCAAGGAACGAACCUCUGCGUGUACACGGACGGUCCCAAAUUCGACCCCGAUCGCAUAGCCGACAUAUCCUCCGCGGAGUUUCGAGUUUCCUACGGACGCACUCGUCUGCACUGCACCGAUCCGUCGGGAAUAGAGCUUUUAUUCUGGAUGAGGGAUCCGGUUGAUAUUGGAGACCUCUUCCAUGCUGUUGCGGCACGAUACGCCAUUUGGCGCACGCGCGCAAACCUUCGUCCUUUGGAGACCAUCAGCUUUCAAUCGAAAGACUUGUUGUCCAUAAGCGCCAGGAAUAUGUUCGAAGGCCUAGAUGCAAUAGAGACCCUCCAUCUUUACUUGACACAGGAGGUUCGUGAGCGUUGGGGAACCAUCGGACCGGGCGAAGACGAGGAUCAUAGCGAAGGUAUUCUGCACGUUCUCGCCUCCCCUAAAGCAGAUGGGUCUUUCCUGCUGCCUCGCCUACGAUCGAUACCCUACGAGCACUCGGCGCUAUCCGUAGAACAACGCGACAGGAUGCAGAAACAGUUGGACCGCCUGGCUAAGGCGCGGGGGUCGCACGGGAUGACGGUCAGCAUAGACGAUCGGACUGCUGAUUGA